This is a messenger RNA of Ostrinia nubilalis (European corn borer), 1343 nucleotides long. RefSeq lists its product as uncharacterized. The record is from RefSeq and is a predicted model, not a curated record. Bases 75 to 1313 code for a protein of 412 amino acids. The transcript is spliced from 2 exons. NCBI's taxonomy places the organism in Eukaryota, Metazoa, Arthropoda, Insecta, Lepidoptera, Crambidae.
UAUUUUAUGGGAAACUGCUUUAGGGCUUCAGCAUCGAAAUACGGAGAUUGGAUCUGUAGACAUGUAGCCAUAAGAUGAACGUCAUCUCAUUCCUCGUUCUACUUACCACAUUCGUCUCAAUCACUCGCUCAUCAACGUACUCAGAAGUAAAGGACAAUAUCCUGACGUUUCUACAACGGUCAAUAGCUGGCACAAAAGAUGAAGUCCCAAAUCUCGAUUACAAAAAAGAAAGAAAGAAGGAUCUUCAAGACGCAAAAACAGCACAACUCAAAGCGAAAAUGUUAAAGAAUGUGAAAAAGACGAAGGAAAAAGACGAGCCUGUAAUACAUCAAAUGAAAGAUCAAAACAUAGGCAGACAGAGGUUCCACAUGGAUCCGGUGCUGAACUUCUUGAGUCGAAGGUCAAGCAGCAAGAACAAGGGCAAAGAUAAAUCAGUGUCGUCCAGUUCCAGCGUUGAGCUCCAGGACUGGAAAGAUGAAUGGAAGGAGCACUGGAUACAGAAGAAGUUUGACGCAAUCAAUUCUUCUGCGCCUAGAGGAGAUACUGUCAAUAUGCUUGCAGCUAGGCCGUGGGGAGUUCCGUGCGGGGAUCCGAACCAACACGACAUGCCCUGGGGAUCCUGCAUGCUGCCCAUGGAAUGCGAAUCCGAAUACAGGAUAUACAGAGGAGACUACUUCUGCGGGCGAACCCAGUUCGUAUGCUGCGCUCUACAGCUAACCACCUACGAUAUGUACCAAGGAUUCGACGUCUCAUUUGCCGAUUCAAGUCUCGCCACAGAUUCAGAAGAAAAAAGGAACCGCGAAAUGGGAUCGAAAGAACGAAGACGAAAAAAGAAGGCUCGAGAAAAGAGACGUCGUAGGCGCCAGAGAUUGAAGCGUAAAAGACAAAUAAAGAGGAACAUCAGGAAAAUUAUUAAAGAAAUCAAAAGGAUUCUGAACAGAGCGUAUAGAAACGGGACGACGGAAAGAAAGAGGAAGACGAAGCAGCUGAAGAAGUUUAUCAAAAGUCUAAAGAAACAGUACAAGAAAGAUCGUUAUGCAGUGAAGAAUAUCCACGAGUAUGAAUUGCUGAAAAUUGACGAGGAGUUGCAGAAGAAACUCAAACAGAUAAUGGGGUUGAAUAAGGACUUUAUAUCGAAUAGCACUUUCAGGGAUAUCAUUGUGAAUGGAACGGUCACCAAGGAAGGUGUUAGGAUGCUGGUGGAAGCUUAUCCAGAGCUCAGGCCUAUAAUAGAUAGGACGAGGCGAAACAACUAUGAGGAUAGGCCUGACUAUUUAGAAUACGAUAUAGAGUACGGUCUUCUUUAUUACUGAGGAAUAAAGUUGAAUAAAAAUAUUUUUUGA